AUGGAAUCACAUGAGAAGGAGGCCAAGAUCAGGGGCCAAGCUCUUGACAACAUGGCCUUUGAAAUGACAAGUAAUGAAACAUCACCCCAACCGCCGCCGAGUCCGAGCAAGCUGAAAGACUUGGACGACCUGUUCCCUUACAUCGGCGACUUCGGCUGGUACCAGAGGAUCCUCUUCUUGUUGAUGAUCCCCUACGGUUUCUUCUUCGCCUUCGUGUACUUCGCCCAGAUAUUCAUGACAGUGGUGCCCGAACAGCACUGGUGCUACGUGCCAGAGCUGAGUAACCUAUCGGUUGAGGAAAGACGCCACCUAUCCAUCCCUCUGUUGGACGACAACAAAUACGACAGGUGCCGCGUGUAUGACGUGAAGUGGGAAGAGUUACUAGAGACUGGUGUCACACAGCCGGAUAAGAGCUGGCCAACGAAAAAGUGUCAAGAGCGGUGGGAGUUCAACUUCACGGAUGUACCGUACGAGACUAUUGCAACACAGUUGGGAUGGGUGUGCGACAGAGAUAACUUCCCAGCUACGGCCCAAUCUAUAUUCUUUUGUGGCGCCAUCAUUGGUGGUCUACUCUUCGGAUGGAUUGCUGAUAAAUACGGGAGGAUACCGGCUUUAGUAGGCACUAACAUGACUGGAUUCUUCGCUGGAGUCGGAACUGCUUUCACGAACAGCUUCUGGUCAUUCUGCCUUUGCAGAUUCCUAGUGGGUCUGGCUUACGACAACUGUUUCGUUAUCAUGUACAUUGUUGUUGUGGAGUACGUCGGUCCAAAAUGGCGGACUUUCGUCGCCAACAUGUCUAUCGCUGUGUACUUUACAUUCGCGGCGUGUCUGCUGCCCUGGAUAGCGCUUGGUGUUGCCGACUGGAAGAUCUACACUCUGAUCACCAGCGUACCUUUGGUACUCUCCAUCUUCACGCCCUGUGUCGUCCCCGAGAGUGCACGAUGGCUAAUUUCACAAGGGCGUAUCGACGAAGCGAUCAAGAUAUUGAAAAACUGCGAACGGGUCAACGGGAAGAAGAUACCAGACGCUGAGACGGCGGCAGAAAUCGCGAGGGUCGAGCAGGAGACUAGGAGCUACUCGGUGCUGGACCUGGUACGGACACCGCGUCUUCGCCGCCACAGCAUACUGCUGCUGUUCAUCUGGACGGCGAUUGCCAUGGCCUUUGAUGGCCACGUGAGAAACGUGGGCUCCCUCGGUCUUGACAUAUUCCUCACGUUCACCGUCGCCACCGCCACGGAGUUCCCCGCCGACAUCCUCCUCAUACUCAUAUUGGACACGAUCGGUCGCAGGUGGCUUGCCUUCGGUUCCAUGGUGAUCAGCGGUAUCUUCAGUUUGCUCGCAACCGCAGUUCCUUUAGGAGUCCCAUCAGCCUCGCUAGCGAUCGUCGGACGCUUCUCCAUCAACAUAUCUUACAACAUCGGGAUGCAGUACGCGGCCGAGCUGCUUCCGACGGUGGUGAGGGCCCAGGGCCUGUCGUUGAUCCACAUGACCGGCUACGUGGCAACCAUCCUGGUGCCGUACAUCGUCUACAUGGCGACCAUUGCAACUGAGAUCCCGUUGCUCAUCCUCGGCUGCAUCGCGAUAGCCGGGGGCUGCUUGUGCUUGAGUCUGCCGGAGUCCACCGGCAAGGAUAUGCCGCAGACCAUACUGGACGGCGAGAACUACGGGAGGGGCCAGAGCUUCUGGGACAUGCCUUACUUCGACAGGCAAACCAAAAGGGGAGUUGACGACGUAAACAAGAUU
This is a messenger RNA of Iphiclides podalirius (scarce swallowtail), 1743 nucleotides long. The record is from the annotation of a GenBank genome assembly. Lineage: Eukaryota; Metazoa; Arthropoda; Insecta; Lepidoptera; Papilionidae.